CUCUCAUUAUAUGCAGUGUCACAGACCUCACACGCGCUAGUACACCAAUUUUGAACCUGAGUCUUAUCGCCCCUGUACAUGUUAUUUUGUGUUCAUCGGGCCUUCGAGACAGAUUUCACGGUCAGUUUCAACAUGGACGACAUGCAAGUCUUCCGAGACAUCCUCGCCGACAUUCCAGUGGUGGAGGUGGAGGGCGUCGUUUUUCCGAAGCUGUUCGAAAGCAACCGCCCGAUGGCUGAACACAUCGAGUGCAUCCGGGCACUGGAGCUAAACGACAACGAUGUCCUUCUCUGUGCUUAUGGAAAAGCAGGCACACACUGGAUGUGGGAGAUGGGCUCCAUGCUGCUGGCUGGCCGGCCGGACUACGACAAGCGGGCCAAAGAGAACGUGAUGAUGGAGGCGAUAGAGGUAGAGAAACUGCAGGCCCUCCCGUCCCCAAGACUUCUCAACACCCACCUGUACCCCAGCAUGCUGCCCCGCGAUGUCAAGAACAAAAAGGUCAAAGUUAUCCACGUCUACCGCAAUAUCAAGGACGUGAUGGUGUCUGCCUACUUCCACUGGAAACGUGUGCCUAUAGCCACCAGGUGGACGAUAGAAGUGAUGGACAAGCUUUUCCUCGAUGAAAAAUAUGUUGGAGGUAACUACAUUAUGUACAUGAAGAAAAUGGCCGAAUUCAGGAAGGAGAAUCCAGAGGUUCCUGUUUUUAACGUCUCCUUUGAAGACAUGAAGAAGGAUCCUUUAGGAACUGUCAGGCUGUUGGCCCAGUUUUUGGGAGUUCCUGCCCCACCGGAAUUGUGCGAGCAAAUCGCUGACGCAUGUGGCUUCCAGAAAAUGAAGGAGGCCAACGACGCUAAGCAGCUUCCAGAGUGGCUGAGCAGCCUGGGUAAUUUUAACUCCCACAUGUACAGAAAAGGGGAAGUGGGGGACUGGAAGAACCACCUGACUGUGGCCCAGAGCGAGCGCCUGGACGCCGCAGUGAAAGAGCUCGAUGGUCUGGACUAUCACUUCCGCUACACUCUGUAGCUUACUGCUCACCCGCUCUUUCUUACCUUGGACUGUAGGACAAUGAGAAGACAGUUGGUCUCGAUGUACAAUAGAUUUCCACUUAUUCGCCUCCUCAUUAUAUAGCUAACAAGUGUAGUUGUAGCUUUUGCUUAUCUCCCUUUACACAAUGGGGUGGAGGAGUUUGAGAGGGGCGAAGAAACUGGGUUUUGUUUUUUGUUUUUUUAAAACUUCUCUGGUAGAAAAUAUUAAAAGGUACAACAAUAAUCAGAGAGAAAAUGACAACCCAGAAUAACUGAUUAUCACUGGACUGGAGAAAAGUGUCACCGUCUUGCGGACUUUUUUUUACUGGUUUGUUGUGACUGUGCGAUGUUACAAGGUUGUGUGAGUAUAUUUCUGCUGUCUGAUGUUAAGGGAUUAUUGCAUCGUGUUUUAUCAUGUCUGUGGUUACAGUAUUGGUGAAUGCCAUGUUAACACAUGGAAAGAAAAUAAAAACGAACGUAUUACAAACAAGAAAAAGCAAACAGUAAACAAUGAAAUAAAUAUGCGACAGAUUUCAUUUAAAUUGUUAAUUGAGGAAAUCGAGAAAAACUAAGUUGUAAAAACCUUCACCAGCAUCAGAGCUAGCAUCAUUUGUUAUUGUCAGAAGGUUUUAUUCACAGGGAAUCAGAUCUACUCGCUGAAGAAAAAAAGAGCUGUUGUUUUAUAUCCUUAGUUCGACGCACAGUAAAAUUAAUAAAUAAACGAGAUCAUACAUUUGCAUACAUUUG
Messenger RNA from Pomacea canaliculata, 1772 nucleotides. Its product is annotated as sulfotransferase 1A1-like. Gene Ontology annotation, molecular function: sulfotransferase activity. Bases 79 to 1023 code for a protein of 314 amino acids. The transcript is spliced from 6 exons. The record is from RefSeq and is a predicted model, not a curated record. NCBI's taxonomy places the organism in Eukaryota, Metazoa, Mollusca, Gastropoda, Architaenioglossa, Ampullariidae. Gene Ontology annotation, cellular component: cytoplasm. Gene Ontology annotation, biological process: sulfation.